Exophiala bonariae is the source of this 1065-nucleotide messenger RNA. RefSeq lists its product as uncharacterized. Lineage: Eukaryota; Fungi; Ascomycota; Eurotiomycetes; Chaetothyriales; Herpotrichiellaceae. Gene Ontology annotation, molecular function: hydrolase activity. The record is from RefSeq and is a predicted model, not a curated record. The transcript has a single exon. The coding region runs from base 1 to 1065 and encodes 354 amino acids.
AUGGCUGUUGAUAAGAUCAAGCCUUACAAUGACCCCCGUGUCUCGCUGCGGUCUGCCAAUCUCAACGGUCACAAUUAUGGCUACCUUUACAGCCCAGCUUCCACCGAGGUACCGCACAGAGGAACUGUCGUACUUAUCCAUGGGUUCCCAGAUAUCUCGUUUGGUUGGCGCUAUCAAUUCCCAUUCUUAACCAGUCUCGGCCUCGAUGUGAUUGCUCCUGACUGCAUGGGCUACGGUCGUACCGAUUCGCCACUGUUCACACUCAAAGACUACACCUACAAACGAGUCAGUGAUGAUAUUGCCGAGCUAUGUCGCCAGCUGGGCCUCAAGCAUAUCAUCCUCGGUGGUCAUGAUUGGGGUGGUGCGAUUGUCUACCGGGUUGCUCAUUACUAUCCAGACUUGAUUUCGUCAGUGUUCAGCAUCUGCACACCUUACGCUCCCCCUAUUCCCAAAUACGAACCUCUGGUGCAGCUGGUGAAGACGAAGCUCCCCAACUUCGCGUAUCAGAUCCACUUCGCUUCCGGCGAGCUUGAGCAAGAGAUCCGUUCUAAAGACGAGAUCCGUCAGUUUCUCAACAACAUGUAUGGCGCAAGAACACCUGAGGGUGAAGCGGCUUUCGACGCAGAAGGGCGCGUGGAUUUCGAAAGGCAACGACGCGUGGGGCGAAACAAACUGCUCGAUGACGAUGAGCUCAAAUACUAUGUGGACGAAUACGCCCGACAUGGACUCAACGGACCCUUAAACUGGUACCGAACACGUGAAGACAACUUCAUAGACGAGUGGACCCAUUUCUUCGACGAAGGCCGCAAAUCCAACAAAGACGCCGUUAGGGAUCUGACAAUCAAGCAGGAGCUUUUAUUUGUCCUGGCCACAAAAGACCAGGCGCUGAAGCCAUUCAUGGCUGCGAAAAUGGGAGACAGAAUACCUAAUCUUACCAGGCGAGAGGUUGUCGCCGGUCAUUGGGCACUUUGGCAGAAACCUGAAGAAUGUAACAAGAUCAUUGGCGAAUGGUUGCAUGAGAAGGUCUUCAAUAAGGCCGGUGGCAGUGGCAAGAGUAAGCUCUGA